Trachymyrmex septentrionalis is the source of this 3534-nucleotide messenger RNA. RefSeq names its product EH domain-binding protein 1 (gene Ehbp1). The record is from RefSeq and is a predicted model, not a curated record. The transcript has 18 exons. NCBI's taxonomy places the organism in Eukaryota, Metazoa, Arthropoda, Insecta, Hymenoptera, Formicidae. Gene Ontology annotation, molecular function: protein binding. Bases 437 to 3295 code for a protein of 952 amino acids.
UCAGCUCGUCAGCUGUCUUGCCGUAUUUCGACUUUCGACGCGUGUGCGUGCGAGCGUGCAUGCGUGUGCGUAUGACGUACGCGCGUGGCAAUGACAGUCGGUUCGUUCCGGGAACGUUGAGAGCGCGUGCGAACCGUGGUGAACCGUGGUGAGCCGAGAGGAAGACUCAUCCGUCCGUCCGUCCGAACAUAUGAUCGUAGCCCCGCCGAGGGCGCGCGUCGUCGGUUUUUCCGGGAAGCGUGAUCGUUCGCCUUCCGUACCCCGCCGCGGCCGACCUUAGUCCACGAUCCGAUCGCGCGUGCGACUCGCGGUCCUCGCGGAAAUGACAAAGCGCGCCCCGCUCGCGCGUCAGCACUGAAGAAGAGAAUUCGUUCGCGGACGGAUAAAUCCCGAACGAAGAAGUCCCGAGCGAAAGAAGCGGAGCGCGGCUGCAAACAUGAGUUCCGUCUGGAAACGCUUGCAACGGGUGAACAAGAGAGCGGCCAAGUUUCAGUUCACCGUUUCUUACCACGAGGUCACGUUGGAGACAACGACAAAGUGGAAGCCAAACAAAUUGAGCGUUGUUUGGACAAGACGUAGCAGAAGAGUCAGUUCAGAACCUUUAGACUGGGAGCCAUGUUUGAGUGAUCCUUUGAAGGGUGUCAUUAGCUGGGCAGUUCCUGACAAUCAUACAGUUUCCGUGACACUGUUUAAAGAUCCACGGACACAUGAGCUGGAAGAUAAAGAUUGGACAUUUGUUAUCGAAGAUGUGUCGUCGACGGGAAAGAGACGUCAUGUGGCUGCCACUAAUAUAAAUAUGAAAAAAUAUGCAACUUUAGAAUCUAGUCAGCAACAACUCAAAUUGGACUUGAAGCCAACUUCUAAAAAGAUUGUUAGCGCUACGCUAGAAUGUACUUUGUCAUGUGUAUUUCUACGAGAGGGCAAGGCAACGGAUGAAGAUAUGCAAAGUAUGGCUAGUUUAAUGUCGGUUAAUAAUAACAGCGACAUUGCGCCAUUAGAUGAUUUUGAUAAUGAAGAUAUACCUGAAGAUGUUGAGGAAGUGUCGGUAAAAAAUUUGGACGAGUUUUUAGAUAUCUCUGCUCAACUUGAUCUAAUGACGAACAGUCUUACUGAAAGUGAAUUACCCAGUACUCCUAUAAGUGUGGCAAGUUUAUCAAAGGAUGAUACAACUCCUGUAAAUGAUGGCGAGCAUUUUAUACGCGACAUUAGUCUAACAGGAAUUGGAGACUCUCUAAAGGAAAAAUCACCCGUAAAAGACAAUGUUGCCGUUGAAAAUGACAAAAACAUUGAACACAGCACAUUGAGAUUGCCGCUGCAACCAUUGGAUCUUAAAAAGAAUGACGCAAAUGUUCCAAGACUGAAAGAGGUCACUCCCGGCCAAGAUCUAUUGGAAUGGUGUAAAGAAGUUACAAAGAAUUAUCCCGGUGUCAAAGUCACUAAUCUGACGACAUCUUGGAGAAACGGAAUGGCGUUUUGUGCAAUUAUUCGUCAUUUCAGACCUGAUCUGAUAGACAUCGAUUCUCUAUUGCCGCACGAUGUAAAAGGCAACUGUAAGAAAGCGUUCGACGCGGGUGAAAUUCUGGGCAUACCCAGAGUUAUUGAACCGGCUGACAUGGAUAUAUUAACGGUACCUGAUAAAUUAGCUGUGAUGACUUAUUUAUAUCAAUUGAGAGCGCAUUUUACCGGCCACGAAUUAGAGGUACAUCAAAUAGGUAAAACAACGGACGAGUCCUCUUACAUGAUCGGCAGAUUUAAUACGGACAACAACACUGACGUGAGUGUUCAACUAUUUGGUCAAGAGAUUAUUAAUUUACGGAAGAAGGAACAGAUCGAGCAAAAAAACAAUAAAGCGGAAAAUAACAGACGGUCGAAUCCGUUUGAUAACAAGAAGGAUGACAUCGAUUCGUUAAAAAACAAGCUGCAUUUGAGCCUGAACAUCGACAAUCAGGAUCACGAUCAAUGCAACAAAGACAAAUCGCCAUCCAGCGUGAAGGAGGUCAAGGACAUUAUAUUAGCCAGCUCAAAGAGCAUUCUGGGCAAGGUGUUAUCGCCGACCAAAGAAAAAUACUCGUCGAGAGAGAAGAGUAAGUCUCCGCCGAGAGUGCAACAAGCGCAGCAACGUCCGAUACUUAUGACACGCCGACAAUUAACCGAUCCGUUCGGCUCCGACGACGAAGAGGAGAACAUACAGAUAAUCGAUGACAAAUGGUCGCAAUCGAUCUCGCUUACCAAAUCGCAAAGUCCGGUCCGUGAUGACUCGGUAAACUCUGACGAUAGAGGAAGUCGAGGUAGUUCCGAAUGCCAAGGUGCAUCGCCGCCGUAUGGAGAACAACGGUCACAUCCGUUAGUUAGUCGACACGAUGAAUUGCGAGAGCGAGCGAGACAACUCUUGGAACAAGCUAGGAAUCAAACGAAGCCAUCCGGAUUUGUUUCUGCUGCUAUCAGUCCCGUUGAGACACAGAAUGAUGACGAGAGACAACAGAACUUGCGAGAAAGGGCGAGACGCUUGAUUGCGGAAGUUAAAAUGGGCGUCGCUGUGACUCCAAGUCAGUUAAAUGAUGAUAACAAUAGUGACAGACGAUCGAUAGACGAUCAGAAUAAUAGUCCUAGACGCAGCAUUACGCCAUCGACACCUAGUGAUCGAAUCAGUAUAAAGUCUGAGUACAAUGGAAAUAUACUGGGAAAUUCAAGUAUGAUAGAUGGAGAAAAGAAAACUGGCUCUCCUUUAUAUUCCUUCUCCAAAAUUAUUGAAAGAAUCUCGCCCGAUAAAGGAAGUCCCGAUAGAACUCCGUAUACACUUCGCGGGUUGGGUAAAGACAUGACAUCGUAUAUUCAAAAUGAGCUUGAAGCACUUGAAAGAGAGCAAAAUCAGAUUGACAUACAAGCUGGCAAGCUUGAAAAGCAAUUGAGAGCAGCCAUGGAAAGCGAUAACGAAGAAGAAACGGAAAGACUGAUGGCUCUAUGGUUUACUCUUGUUAACAAAAAAAAUGCUCUCUUAAGAAGACAAAUGCAACUAAACAUACUGGAGAAAGAAGACGAUUUAGAGCGAAGAUUUGAGCUUUUGAAUCACGAAUUAAGAAGCAUUCUUGCAGUGGAAGAUUGGCAAAAAACACCAGAGCAAAAAAUGCGUGAAAAUUUAUUGUUGGAGGAAUUAGUAUCUAUUGUAAACAAAAGGGAUGAGUUGGUGCAUCAUCUCGAUACACAAGAGAGAGCCAUUGAAGAUGAUGACGAAAUAGAGCGUGAUUUAUCUCGCGCUGGACUAGCUCAACGAAAUAAAAAUUGCGUUGUGCAAUGAGGAGUUAAUUAUUUAUCAUGUUUUUUCUCAGAAUUAUUGUGAAGGCAUGAUCCAUGUUGCUGUGGAGUUGUCAAAAAGUCGGCAAAAUUAGAUGUUGAAGAGUCAAGUGUGAACUUUCAUGGUUUACAAACAGGUUAUUUUUGGAGACUUAUUUUUUAUUAUGCAUUGUAGAUUAAUUCAUCAAAAGAUAGAUCAAACAAAUUUUUCCAUUUCUUUUGUUUUUAAUAUAAGUUCGUCGA